GAUUUCGAUGCACUCAAUUAUGCCAGAUCUGGCCACACUGUAUGUACGUGUUGGAAUUCAACUUUAUAUUUUUUGCGUGUAAUAUGGGACGUUGUAAAUAAUAAGAAAAUACAAAAAGAAACCUAUUUUUUUUCUUGCGAAAUUCUGCAUAUAUUUCAGAAAUGUCCCGUCAUCGAGACGUUCGAUCUAUGAAUUAUUCAGAAGAGUAUGAAGGUUAUGAUGAUGUCUAUGGACAUUCUGUGGAAGAUGACUACUGUGUAUCUCCUAGUGUGGAACAAUUUUUAUUUGAUCGAAGUAAACAACAAAAUAUGGCAUCUUUCAUUACGGAGCCAGAUAUAGUGGAAGAUAAUGAGGAUGUUGUAGAAUCUACACCUAAAGAAGAAGAGACAAUACUCACAGAAUUAGAAAAAGCUAAACUUAUAUCAUGUAUGGAAUCUAUCAAGAACAUUAUAGGAGACACUGCACCUGACUUUGAGAUAAAGAAGAGAAUUAUUCAAUCAAAUUUUAAUGCAGAAGUAGCACUUGAUUUACUUUUAAAAGAAUCUUCUCCAAAAAAUGUUACUGAAUCACCUGCAAUCAGCAAGGAUAAUACAGAACAUUAUCCAGAUGCUGCAUCUAUUAAAUCUCAAUCUAGUCCGUUUAUUAUACCUAAAUUAUCAUUUAAGAAACAGAAUAAUAUAAGUAAAAAGUUGUUGUCCAAAUCUACAUUUCAAAUUACACCUUCCAACGUGAAAAUUAUUCCUGCUGGAAAACGAUCUGUAGUAAAGGGUUUCAAUUUAAGUGGAAUAGAGAAUAUUGAUCAACUGAAUUCUCGCGUUGAAAGUCCUCGUUCUCAAAGCCCAUUUUCUGAGUAUAACAGUCCAGAAAUAAGGAGAAAAAAACAUACUAUAUCAAAGGAAAAAAAAGUGAUUUCUUCUAGUACAAACAGCCCACAAUGUCAGUCACCCAUAUUAGAACAUGUGAUGCCUAAUUUGGAUUCUAAAGCAAAACUUAGUGAAGAAAAAAUUGAUGCUUUAAAAAUAUAUAAAAGUAAAAGGGAAAAUAGCAAAGAACAAUUACAUUUAGUGGUGGUUGGACAUGUAGAUGCAGGUAAAAGUACUUUACUGGGUCGACUUUUAUGUGACUUAGGACAAGUUCCAUCAAGAUUGAUUCACAAAUAUCAGCAAGAAAGUAAGAAGAUAGGAAAACAGUCAUUUGCAUAUGCAUGGGUUCUUGAUGAGACAGGAGAAGAACGAGAACGUGGGAUAACAAUGGAUAUUGGUCAUUCAAAAUUUGAAACAAAAACAAAGUCUAUUACUAUAUUGGAUGCACCUGGACAUAAGGACUUUAUACCCAACAUGAUUACUGGUGCUACUCAAGCAGAUGUGGCUUUAUUAGUAGUAGAUGCUACAAGAGGAGAAUUUGAAACUGGGUUUGACAGUGGAGGUCAAACUAGAGAACAUGCAUUGUUAUUACGUUCAUUAGGCAUAUCACAGUUGGCAGUGGUAGUAAAUAAAUUAGAUACAGUGGAAUGGUCAGAGGAUAGGUUUAAUGAAAUAAUUGACAAAUUGAGUGUAUUCUUGAAACAAGCUGGAUUCAAAGAUAAUGUUACUUUUGUUCCUUGUAGCGGUCUAUCUGGCGAAAAUAUAGUAACAAAAUCUAAAGGAUCUUUAUCUAAUUGGUAUAUGGGACCUACAUUAGUCAAUGUCAUUGAUAAUUUUAAGUGUCCUGAUCGACCUAUAAAUAAACCAUUCCGGUUUUCGAUUAAUGAUAUAUUUAAAGGUUCUGGAUCUGGAUUCUGUGUUUUUGGGCAUAUAGAAACAGGGAUGGUGUCUCUAGGUGAUAAACUUUUAGUACUACCAAGAAAUGAAAUUGCAAUACUUAAAGGUUUACAAGUGGAUGAAGUAUCUAUAACAAACGCAUUUGCUGGGGAUCGUGUUGCUUUAACAUUGUCAGGAAUCGACCAACAAAAUGUUGGAAUUGGAGACAUUAUUUGCAACCCACAAUACCCAGUUCCUGUAACUACGUGUUUCCAAGCACAUGUAGUCAUUUUUGCAGUUAAAAUGCCAAUCGUAAAAGGUCUUCCAGUAAUAAUGCAUCAGCAAUCUUUAGUACAACCUGCUGUGAUUUCAAAAUUAAUUGUUCAGCUUCACAGAACGACUGGUGAAAUAGUAAAAAAGAAACCACGCUGUUUACCAAAAAAUUCGAGUGCUAUUAUCGAGAUUGUAACACAAAAUCCAGUCUGUAUGGAAUUGUACAAAUAUAUCAAACAAUUAGGACGAGUUAUGUUACGCGUAGAAGGAAUAACCGUUGCUGCUGGACUUAUUACAAAGAUUAAGUAACAGUGUAAUAAUUAUUAUUUUACUUAUUUAGAGUCGUAACUAUAGAUAAAAAUUUUACUAUUCAUGUAGAACUGUGCAUAUAUUACAGCUAUUAUAUCUACAAAUUGAUAAAACUAUAAAGAAAUUAAUAAAAGUUUCAUAUGGAGUUAAACCAACAUGUAUGUACAUAUAUAUAA
Messenger RNA from Colletes gigas, 2497 nucleotides. RefSeq names its product HBS1-like protein (gene HBS1). The record is from RefSeq and is a predicted model, not a curated record. Gene Ontology annotation, molecular function: GTP binding; GTPase activity. The coding region runs from base 162 to 2321 and encodes 719 amino acids. NCBI's taxonomy places the organism in Eukaryota, Metazoa, Arthropoda, Insecta, Hymenoptera, Colletidae. The transcript is spliced from 10 exons. Gene Ontology annotation, biological process: translation.